AUGUCUGUGAUGAACAGGCGUGUAGGGCCACAGCAAGAUGGAAAUUCACAGCAUUGCCAAUUGCAACGAGCCUAUUCGUCUACUAUGGGAAUAUUCCUUCAAGAUCUAAAAGUCAAGAGUAACAGGUCGAUCGGCGUUAGUCCCCGUGCUCGCUCAUGGGAGCUUCCAUGCAAAUGCGAUGCGGGAGACAUGGCGGAGGGCCGCAAACCCAGCAUGAUGGGUAAACUAGCUGACUACGUACACCCUAGUAAGGCAAGUCGUUGGCUUAGGGUUGCCUCGACCCCACUACUCCAUGGUUCGCCCUACUGUAACGCGGGCAGCUGGGGUAGGUCGCUAGGUACUAAGCUACCUGGCCCGGGGUCAUUAUCGACAGGGCUGAAGAUGGCGGGGGCCCCUGUUGCAUGUACAAAUACAGCAGACGAGUGA
Fusarium graminearum PH-1 is the source of this 426-nucleotide messenger RNA. RefSeq lists its product as uncharacterized. The transcript has a single exon. The coding region runs from base 1 to 426 and encodes 141 amino acids. NCBI's taxonomy places the organism in Eukaryota, Fungi, Ascomycota, Sordariomycetes, Hypocreales, Nectriaceae. The record is from RefSeq and is a predicted model, not a curated record.